Messenger RNA from Darwinula stevensoni, 1498 nucleotides. The record is from the annotation of a GenBank genome assembly. Lineage: Eukaryota; Metazoa; Arthropoda; Ostracoda; Podocopida; Darwinulidae.
CGUUUCGCUAGUGGUGGUGGUCGACGAAGCGGCGAUGGAAGCGGAGAAGCUGAAGAUCAGGCAGGAAUACGAGGCAAAGAUGGCCGCGCUGUCCCGCCAAUACGAGGCGGAACAACGGAGCAAAGAAGCCAUGCAACACGACGUGGAAGCCCUCAAACGGCGAUACGAACAGGAACUCGCUCAACUCAACGAAAAGAUCACAGAAUCCCAGAAGCAAAAGCCCGAUCAAACCGAAAUGGCUAAAAAGUUGGAGAAGUUGCAAGGGAAUUUGGUGGGAGGGGAGAAGGCGAACGACACCGAGUUCAAGGAGAGGCGAGUGAAGAGGAAGAAGGCAGCCGAGAAGCGGAUGGAAGCCCUGGCGAUGGCCUUGUCCAAAGUCGACGAAGACGAUGGGGCCAUGCUCACCAAGGUUUAUGACGACAUCCACGAGGACCUCCAAACCAAGACCGAUCUGGCCAAGAAGUACAAAUCCCGGGUGAAAGCGUUGGAGAGCGAGAUCGCCGAUCUUCAGUCGGAAUUCGAAAAAGACCGGGUGGAUUACCUGGAGACGAUCCGCAAGCAGGACCAGCAGAUCAUGCUCUUUCAGCAGAUCAUGGAACGAGUUCAGCCGCUCAUCAAGAAGGAUACCAAUUACAGUAAUUUAGAGAGGGUGAAGGAGGAAGCGGUUUGGGAGGAGGAGACUCGACGCUGGAGGAUUCCCGAAGUCAUCAUCACCAAAGUGAAAUUCCCUCCUGCAGGGCCACCAGUGAACGGAGUGAUAACGGCGAAGAGGAGUCCAGGGUCUUCGCAAACAGCCCCCGGUCGAAUAUGUCAAGACAUUGAUUCCGAUGAGGGUGACCCUUCCGAUAAUGUCCUCUACAAGGCCGGUCUCUCUCUCUCCCCUCGAAUGCGUCGCCUGCAUUGCAUGCAGCAAUCCGACCGUUUCAGGUUGCAGAAGAGUGCCGAAGAGAACAUCGCGGGGACGUAUUUCCAACCUCGUCGACAGCAGGACAUCUUGAACAAGGUCCAGAACGACACCACCCGAGUCUCCGACAUGUGGCGUGACAAGGCGAAAAGCAAGUCGACGAGUGUACUGAACAAGAGCCUGGGGCAGGAUGAACUGAAUGGUCUCAAUUCAUCUUUUUCUGGUUCUUACGGUGGCCCAACCAGCAAUUCCUGGAGCGGAGCAUCUACUUCCUGGAUAGGUGGGAUGUCAUUAUCGCCGGACAUGUCCAUUCGAAGGCCGUUACGACUCCAGGCUCUUCCAUCCCACACGAACAAGACGACACGACAUCGGGGAGGAAAGCAACCGGUUAAUACCAUGGAUAUCAUAUGAUAAUAUCUGCCUUAAUUGACUCUCAUUGAUCUUGCUCCUUCUUUUCACAUAAUUACUCUCUCUUUGUGAUGUUGAAAUCGAGGCCGGCCCUAAUAAUAACUUGUGAUACUGUUGAAAUCGAUCAUCCCACUCACUUCUUUUCUGUAGAAGGGAGGCAGAGGAUUUUAGUCUAAUGCAGAGUCC